AUGGCGACGGUUAUGGCGGACAAGAGACCGAAAACGAAGAUCGUCUGUACCCUAGGUCCCGCAUCCAGGUCCGUUCCCAUGAUCGAGAAGCUUCUUCGAGCAGGCAUGAACGUCGCUCGUUUCAACUUCUCCCAUGGCUCCUACGAUUACCAUCAGGAAACCCUAGAUAAUCUCAGAACCGCCAUGGAUAAUACCGGUAUCCUCUGCGCCGUUAUGCUCGACACUAAGGGCCCGGAGAUUCGAACUGGAUUUCUCCAGGAUGGGAAGCCGGUCCAACUGAAACAAGGUCAGGAAAUAACCAUUUCCACUGACUAUACCAUAAAGGGAGAUGAUAAUAUGAUCUGUAUGAGCUACAAAAAGUUGGCUCAUGAUGUGAAGCCCGGGAGUGUUGUACUCUGCGCCGAUGGUACUAUAUCGUUUAAGGUUUUAUCGUGUGAUACAAAAGCGGGUUUGGUUAAAUGCCGCUGUGAGAACUCUGCUGUUCUUGGUGAGAGAAAGAAUGUUAAUCUGCCUGGAGUUAUAGUGGAUCUCCCAACUUUGACUGAGAAAGAUAAGGAAGAUAUUAUGGUUUGGGGAGUUCCAAAUAACAUUGAUAUGAUUGCGCUUUCUUUUGUUCGAAAAGGUUCUGAUCUGGUGCAGGUUCGGAAGUUGUUGGGGAAACACGCUAAGAACAUUCUUCUCAUGUCAAAGGUUGAGAACCAAGAAGGAGUUGCAAAUUUUGAUGAAAUCCUUGCAAAUUCAGAUGCAUUUAUGGUGGCACGUGGUGACCUUGGAAUGGAAAUUCCAAUAGAGAAGAUAUUUCUUGCACAGAAAGUGAUGAUUUAUAAGUGCAAUAUCCAAGGAAAACCUGUUGUUACUGCAACCCAAAUGUUGGAGUCAAUGAUCAAAUCUCCCCGUCCAACCAGAGCUGAAGCUACUGAUGUUGCCAAUGCAGUUUUGGAUGGCACAGACUGUGUCAUGCUUAGUGGUGAAACUGCUGCUGGAGCUUAUCCAGAACUUGCUGUUCGAACUAUGGCUAAAAUAUGUGUUGAAGCUGAGAGCACCAUUGAUUAUGGAGAUGUGUUUAAAAGGAUAAUGGAGCACUCACCAGUACCCAUGAGCCCAUUGGAGAGUCUUGCUUCUUCUGCGGUUAAGAUGGCCAACUCGGCUAAAGCAGCAGUUAUAUUGGUUUUAACUAGAGGAGGGAGUACUGCAAAAUUAGUGGCUAAAUACAGGGCAGGCAUGCCAAUUCUUUCUGUUGUUGUUCCUGAGAUUAAGACUGAUACCUUUGAUUGGUCCUGCAGUGAUGAGGGCCCUGCCAGGCAUAGCUUGAUAUUCCGAGGAUUGAUUCCAGUACUAAGCGCAGGUUCUGCAAGAGCUUCUCACGCAGAAACAACAGAAGAGGCACUAGACUUUGCCAUUCAGUAUGCCAAAACAAAGGGUCUCUGCAAAAACGGGGAUUCUGUGGUGGCUCUCCAUCGUGUGGGUGUUGCAUCAAUCAUCAAAAUCUUGACUGUGAAAUGA
Molecule: messenger RNA, 1503 nt
Organism: Vicia faba (fava bean)
Lineage: Eukaryota; Viridiplantae; Streptophyta; Magnoliopsida; Fabales; Fabaceae
Source: the annotation of a GenBank genome assembly